Messenger RNA from Rotaria sp. Silwood2, 516 nucleotides. Lineage: Eukaryota; Metazoa; Rotifera; Eurotatoria; Philodinida; Philodinidae. The record is from the annotation of a GenBank genome assembly.
AUGUUAAAAGAGAGUGAACUUGAAAUUGUUGUUCAACUAUUUCUGGAAGAAGAUAAUACAACAAAUGGUUCGAAAACAUUAACAUCAAAUAAAUCUUAUCAAGUACAAAAAACAGAAACAUUACAAAGUUCAUCGAAAGUUCAAGCACAAAGAAAGAAAACUGUUGGAUUUCAAUUCCGUGAAUCAUUAACAAGUUUAACGGCAGCAUUAAAUCUCACUGAACCUCAUUAUGUUUGUUGUAUAAAACGUAAUGAUGAAAAAGCUCCAUUUACAAAUAUAAAAAUAUUUUUUCGUGCUGGACAAGUUGCUUAUUUAGAAAAAUUACGUUCCGAAAAACUUCGUGCUUGUAUUAUUAAAAUUCAAACAACAUAUCGUGUUUAUUAUGCUCGUAAACGUUAUCUUAAAAUUCGACGUACGACAAUUGCACUUCAAAUAUUAUCUCGAAGAUAUUUAGCAAGAAAAUAUGCUCAACAAAUUCGUCUUACACGUGCUGUUACUUUAUUUCAAUCCUUAUGA